This is a messenger RNA of Drosophila ficusphila, 1086 nucleotides long. Its product is annotated as trypsin-2. NCBI's taxonomy places the organism in Eukaryota, Metazoa, Arthropoda, Insecta, Diptera, Drosophilidae. The record is from RefSeq and is a predicted model, not a curated record. Gene Ontology annotation, molecular function: serine-type endopeptidase activity. The coding region runs from base 1 to 1086 and encodes 361 amino acids. The transcript has a single exon. Gene Ontology annotation, biological process: proteolysis.
AUGUGUAAUUUUUAUCUACUGCUGAUUGCUGCAAUACCGCUGGGCGACUUGGUUUCUGCCACGCCCUCUUUGCGUACCGCCUCCGAGCCAGAGAAGAUUUUGAGCUCCUUAGCCCAACUGAGGCAGAGUAGCUUUCUGGACUGGAUUCAGUCCAUUUUGGGCCCCGAGGUUCCAGCGGAAUGGAGUUCCCCGGCAAAAAGGGAGUGCGCCGAGUGUUCCUGUGGCAAUAUAAAUACCCGUCAUCGCAUCGUUGGCGGUCAGGAAACGGAGGUCCAUGAGUAUCCCUGGAUGAUAAUGCUCAUGUGGUUCGGUAACUUCUAUUGUGGUGGAUCUUUGGUUAACGAUCAAUACGCCUUGACUGCUGCCCAUUGUGUUAAUGGUUUUUAUCAUCGAUUGAUCACGGUUCGUUUAUUGGAGCACAAUCGUCAGGAUAGCAAUGUGAAGAUCGUGGAUAGAAGGGUGUCCAGGGUGCUCAUCCAUCCGAGUUACAGCACCAGGAACUUCGAUAGUGACAUUGCCUUGAUUCGUUUCAAUGAACCAGUUCGUCUUGGAGUAGAUAUGCAUCCAGUUUGCCUACCCACUCCCAGUGAGAGUUACGCUGGUCAAAUGGCAGUGGUUACAGGAUGGGGAGCUCUGAGUGAAGGGGGACCCGUUUCGGAUACCCUCCAGGAAGUGGAAGUACCCAUCCUGAGCCAGGAGGAGUGUCGCAAUAGCAACUACGGUGAGUCCAAGAUCACCGACAACAUGAUCUGUGCCGGUUAUGUGGAGCAGGGUGGCAAGGAUUCCUGCCAGGGCGACAGUGGUGGUCCAAUGCAUGUCCUGGGAUCUGGAGAAGCUUAUCAACUAGCGGGCAUUGUGUCCUGGGGCGAAGGAUGUGCCAAACCAAAUGCCCCUGGUGUUUACACACGAGUGAGCAACUUCAACGAGUGGAUUGCGCAGAACACCAAGGAUGCCUGCUCCUGUUCGCAGCCAGAAGAUCCUGUACCCCCAGCAAACACCACCGAGCAAGGAGAACAGGAGAACACCACUGCAGAUGGAUCACCCGCAGCUGAUCCUGAAGUUGAGGAGGCCAACAAGUUGAUCUAA